GGACUGGAGCACCUAGAGGUCGGAGGUUAGAGGUCACAGGUCAUACACUGGAGAACCUGGAAGGUCAGAGGGUAGAGGGUAGAGGUCACAGGUCAUACACUGGAGCACCUGGAAGGUCAGAGGGUAGAGGGUAGAGGUCACAGGACAUACACUGGAGCACCUGGAAGGUCAGAGGGUAGAGGUCACAGGACAUACAAGUCAUUAUCAAAACACAGUCUAUAGCUUCCACUGUCGUACACAGUCAAUAUCUCAGCAGGUUAAUCUCUUCUAAAAGCACCCAGCCACUUGUGUUAUGUGUGUUGCUGUAAGACAGUAACCAGGUGUACUAUAAGGCCAUGUUGCUAUGAGACAGUAACCAGGUGUACUAUAAGGCCAUGUUGCUAUGAGACAGUAACCAGGUGUACUAUAAGGCUAUGUUGCUAUGAGACAGUAACCAGGUGUACUAUAAGGCCAUGUUGCUAUGAGACAGUAACCAGGUGUACUAUAAGGCUAUGUUGCCAUGAGACAGUAACCAGGUGUACUAUAAGGCCAUGUUGCUAUGAGACAGUAACCAGGUGUACUAUAAGGCCAUGUUACCAUGAGACAGUAACCACGUGUACUAUAAGGCUAUGUUGCCAUGAGACAGUAACCAGGUGUACUAUAAGACUAUGUUGCUAUGAGACAGUAACCAGGUGUACUAUAAGGCUAUGUUGCCAUGAGACAGUAACCAGGUGUACUAUAAGACUAUGUUGCUGUAAGACAGUAACCAGGUGUACUAUAAGGCCAUGUUGCUAUGAGACAGUAACCAGGUGUAUUAUAAGACUAUGUUGCCAUGAGACAGUAACCAUGUGUACUAUAAGGCUAUGUUGCCAUGAGACAGUAACCAGGUGUACUAUAAGGCUAUGUUGCCAUGAGACAGUAACCAGGUGUACUAUAAGACUAUGUUGCUAUGAGACAGUAACCAGGUGUACUAUAAGGCCAUGUUGCUAUGAGACAGUAACCAGGUGUACUAUAAGACUAUGUUGCCAUGAGACAGUAACCAUGUGUACUAUAAGGAUAUGUUGCCAUGAGACAGUAACCAGGUGUACUAUAAGGCCAUGUUACCAUGAGACAGUAACCACGUGUACUAUAAGGCUAUAUUGCCAUGAGACAGUAACCAGGUGUACUAUAAGACUAUGUUGCUAUGAGACAGUAACCAGGUGUACUAUAAGGCUAUGUUGCCAUGAGACAGUAACCAGGUGUACUAUAAGGCUAUGUUGCCAUGAGACAGUAACCAGGUGUACUAUAAGGCUAUGUUGCCAUGAGACAGUAACCAGGUGUACUAUAAGGCUAUGUUGCUAUGAGACAGUAACCAGGUGUACUAUAAGGCUAUGUUGCCAUGAGACAGUAACCAGGUGUACUAUAAGGCUAUGUUGCUAUGAGACAGUAACCAGGUGUACUAUAAGGCUAUGUUGCUAUGCGACAGUAACCAGGUGUACUAUAAGGCCAUGUUACCAUGAUACAGUAACCAGGUGUACUAUAAGGAUAUGUUGCUAUGAGACAGUAACCAGGUGUACUAUAAGUCUAUGUUGCCAUGAGACAGUAACCAGGUGUACUAUAAGUCUAUGUUGCCAUGAGACAGUAACCAGGUGUACUAUAAGACUAUGUUGCUAUGAGACAGUAACCAGGUGUACUAUAAGGCUAUGUUGCUAUGAGACAGUAACCAGGUGUACUAUAAGGCUAUGUUGCUAUGAGACAGUAACCAGGUGUACUAUAAGGCUAUGUUGCUAUGAGACAGUAACCAAGUGUACUAUAAGGCUAUGUUGCCAUGAGACAGUAACCAAGUGUACUAUAAGGCUAUGUUGCCAUGAGACAGUAACCAGGUGUACUAUAAGGCCAUGUUGCUAUGAGACAGUAACCAGGUGUACUAUAAGACUAUGUUACCAUGAGACAGUAACCAGGUGUACUAUCAGGAUAUGUUGCCAUGAGACAGUAACCAGGUGUACUACAGUGAGGGAAAAAAGUAUUUGAUCCCCUGCUGAUUUUG
Coregonus clupeaformis (lake whitefish) is the source of this 2005-nucleotide messenger RNA. Its product is annotated as keratin-associated protein 9-1-like. The record is from RefSeq and is a predicted model, not a curated record. NCBI's taxonomy places the organism in Eukaryota, Metazoa, Chordata, Actinopteri, Salmoniformes, Salmonidae. The coding region runs from base 826 to 1989 and encodes 387 amino acids. The transcript is spliced from 2 exons.